Molecule: messenger RNA, 795 nt
Organism: Triticum turgidum subsp. durum (durum wheat)
Lineage: Eukaryota; Viridiplantae; Streptophyta; Magnoliopsida; Poales; Poaceae
Source: the annotation of a GenBank genome assembly
AUGGGGUUGCUGCCCCUGGCUGGCAGCGGUGCCUUGGGCAUCAACAAGACGAGAUUCAAAGGGCAAGAGGCUGGGAUGUGCCCGGCGAAGCACGCGGUGUGCGGUCCCUGCGCCGCGAACCACGGCAACAAGUGCCCGGCGUGCGACGACGCGUACGAGCGCGACGACGCGGCCGACCGCUACCUCCUGGCGGUAAGGGUGCCCUGCCCCAACCAGGCGUACGGCUGCGGUAGCUCCGUGGUGUACUGCAUGGCGGGCGACCACCGGCUGGUGUGCCCGCACGCGCCGUGCCGCUGCCCCGAGCCCGGAUGCGGCUUCCUUGGCGCCCCGCCCGCGCUCCGCGGCCACCUCGCCGAGCGCCACCAGUGGCAAGUGACCGGCAUCGCCUACGGGUCCGUGCUCGAGGUCCAGAUGCAGGCGCUGGAGCAGGGGCGGCGGCUGCUGGCCGCGGAGGGCGGGGAGCAGCUGUUCCUGCUCGUGGCAAGCGAGCGCGGCGUCAAGGUGGUGCGCGUGAGCGCGGCCGCGGACGAGGAAGGGCCGGCGGCGGCGUGGUACAGGUGCAAGGUGUGGGUGCACGCGCCCGUGGACACGGCCACCGGCCACAUGGACGUCGUGAUGCUGGACGCCAAGGUGGGGAGCUGCGCGGUGCCUUCCGAGGAGGCGGCCAUGGGCGCCGGUGGCAGCUACCUGCCGGUGCCGUCCGACGUGCCGGCGCCGGAAGGAGGAGGGAUCGUUAUCCGUCUCCGCAUCGACAAGGAGGUGAAGGCGAGCAGGAGCCCCCGUCCCCGUGGCUGA